Hevea brasiliensis (rubber tree) is the source of this 1975-nucleotide messenger RNA. Its product is annotated as endoglucanase 11. The coding region runs from base 79 to 1761 and encodes 560 amino acids. Gene Ontology annotation, molecular function: hydrolase activity, hydrolyzing O-glycosyl compounds. Gene Ontology annotation, biological process: carbohydrate metabolic process. The transcript has 5 exons. NCBI's taxonomy places the organism in Eukaryota, Viridiplantae, Streptophyta, Magnoliopsida, Malpighiales, Euphorbiaceae. The record is from RefSeq and is a predicted model, not a curated record.
UUGAGAAGAAAGCGAAAGGAUUUUCACAUUUCACAUUCUCAUGUGAGACUCACAUGCAAGAAAAUGCAUGUAUGACAUAUGCUCAGCCUUCCGACACGAUUCAAAUUUCAUCUCACUACUCUCUCUCUUUCUCUCUCUUCUUCCUCCUUUCCCAUUCCACUUCACUCUCAGGAGGGAGCAAGGAAAAGAACAAAAAUGGAGAAGGAGAAGAAGAACCAACCGAAACCCACCAAAUAUGUUCGCAAUUUCUGUGUUUUUCUCUUCUCCUUCUUCACCAUUUGUAAAACUGGUGUUGCUUUUGAUUACGCUGACGCAUUAACCAAGAGCCUCCUUUACUUCGAAGCACAGCGCUCCGGUCGCUUACCUUACAACCAGCGCGUCACUUGGAGAGACCAUUCAGGCCUCACUGAUGGCUUAGAACAAGGAGUGGACUUAGUUGGAGGAUAUUAUGAUGCAGGGGACCAUGUCAAAUUUGGGUUACCAAUGGCAUUCACUGUGACAAUGCUAUCGUGGAGUGUCAUCGAAUUCCGAGAUCAGAUCGCUCGCGCAGGAGAAUUAGAACACGCAUUAGAGGCCAUUAAAUGGGGGACUGACUAUUUCAUCAAAGCUCAUACUAGCCCUAAUGUGCUAUGGGCUGAGGUGGGUGAUGGUCACACUGACCAUUACUGCUGGCAACGGCCGGAGGACAUGACCACAUCCCGGCAAGCCUACAAGAUCGACGAGAACAAUCCUGGGUCGGAUCUCGCCGGAGAAACUGCAGCCGCAAUGGCCGCCGCAUCUAUAUUGUUUAAAAGAACAAACCCACAUUACGCUCACCUCCUCUUGCACCAUGCCCAACAGUUGUUUGAGUUUGGGGAUAAGUAUAGAGGAAAAUAUGAUGCAAGUGUGGAGGUGGUAAAGAGCUACUAUGCGUCGGUGAGUGGGUACAUGGAUGAGUUGUUGUGGGGAGCUAUGUGGCUCUACAAGGCCACCGACAAUGAGGAGUACUUGAGAUACGUUAUUAACAGAGCUCAUUGUUUUGGCGGGAUUGGUUGGGCCAUAACAGAGUUUAGUUGGGAUGUUAAAUAUGCUGGCCUUCAAAUUAUGGCUUCAAAGUUGCUCAUGGAUGAAAGACACAAGGAGCAUAGACACAUAUUAGAGCAAUAUAAAUCAAAGGCUGAGUACUACAUAUGCUCAUGCCUUGAUAAAAACAACAAUGGAAGCAAUGUGGAGCGAACUCCGGCGGGCCUUUUACACAUCCGGCAAUGGAAUAACAUGCAAUAUGUUUCUACAGCAUCAUUCCUUCUCACUAUGUACUCUGGUUACCUACGAGGCUCCAAUGGUAAGCUCCAGUGCCCUAAUGGAUUAUUGGAUCAUAAAGAGAUCCUCAGUUUUGCUAAAUCACAAGUUGAUUAUAUCCUAGGUUCUAACCCAAUGAACAUGAGUUAUUUAGUGGGAUAUGGUCCUAAAUACCCAACAAGGGUGCACCACAGAGGGGCCUCAAUAGUGUCAUAUAGAGAGAACAAGGGGUUCAUUGGUUGCACUCAAGGGUAUGAUAAUUGGUAUAGCAGGCAAGAGCAAAACCCCAAUGUUUUGGUUGGGGCAUUGGUUGGAGGACCUGAUUGCCAAGACAAUUUCAGUGACCAAAGAGGUAAUUAUGUGCAAACAGAGGCCUGCACAUAUAAUACAGCACCAUUAGUAGGAGUUUUUGCAAAGUUGUUAGAAAUGGAGGAUCAAACGGGUGGUCAUGAUCAUAAUCAGCCUUUGAUCGCUUCUUAUUAGAAAUUAAAUUUUUAUUAAAAAAAAUUUGAAUAUAUAGUGUUGAAUAUUACACAAGAGUGGUGGUUUUUGGGCGUGACUGAACUAAGAUGCUCAAGCCUCAUUCGUAAUUUGGGAAGCCAAAAAGAAUGGCCUCAAUUUGUAACUUAUAUUUUUAUUUUUCUGCUAGUGUUUAUAAUACCAUAUAUUAAGUUAAUCAUCAUUUCAUUUCCCAGUC